Molecule: messenger RNA, 1092 nt
Organism: Spirodela intermedia
Lineage: Eukaryota; Viridiplantae; Streptophyta; Magnoliopsida; Alismatales; Araceae
Source: the annotation of a GenBank genome assembly
AUGUCUUGUGGUGGUCAUCAUAUUUCAUCAAAUGUAUUUAAGGCAGCUAAGUUUGCUAAGGAAGAAGAUGAAGGAGAAGAGUACAAUGUAGUUGAUUCAAUCAUUGAGAAGGUAUGUAUGUUUGAUACUUCUUUUGAAAAUUUAUCUUCUGGUUUGCAAGAAAUAUUUGAAAAUCCUUCACAUGAACCAAUUGUUUUACCUUUGAAUGCUCACAAUAACUUAGACCGUAAACCUCUUUCGGAUAACUUGAAAUUUACAUUUUUAGGACCUAAUGAUACUAUGCCUACCAUUAUUGCAUCUCAUUUAACUUCUAAUGAAGAAUCCAAAUUACUUUCUUUUUUAAAAGAAUAUAAAGGUACGUUAGGAUGGCAUAUGAGUAAUUUAAAAGGUAUUAGUCUUGAUAUAUGCAUGCAUAAAAAAAAUUGAAUGAAAAUACUAAACCUACAUGUGAGUGUCAAAGGCGACUAAAUCCAAAUAUGAUAGUAGUUAAAAAUGAAAUUAUUAAAUGGUUAGAGGCUAGUUUUAUUUACUCUAUUUCAGAUAGCCAAUGGGUUAGUCCCAUUCAAGUUGUGCCAAACAAAUCAAGCCUAACCAUAUCAACUAAUAAGCAUGGUGAAUAAAUAAAAACUAGGUUGCCUACUGACAUGACUUAGUCUUUGUAUAUUAAAUCACGCAAAUAUAAAAUUUAUAAAACUAGAAAAUACGAAUUUCAGGUAUUUAGAAGUAUUUCUAAAUAAAUAUAUCAAUUAUAGUUUAAUAAAACUUCCAAAAAUAGCGGUAAUUUUCUAGGUCGAUUACAAGGAUGUAAUAUAAUAUCUGGUAAUUAUUCAGAAUUUUUCUCAAUGAAUAAGAUUUUUUAUGAAUUUUAUACUAGAAAAUAAAAAGGAAAUAUAUUUAAAAUUCACGAAAAAGGAAAAUAAGGGCGUGGAUGUCAAGAUGACAUCAGUGCCUGACGAAUGCGAAUCGGGCGGAAAUAGAGUUCCACCCGACGAUUCUUACGUAAUAGCCGGAAGAAUCAUAAUAGAACAAAGUAUGUUUUGGUAAAUUAAAAACACAAAAAAUUAUCACUAAAUGAAGCGUAAAGUAAAUUGA